Molecule: messenger RNA, 2187 nt
Organism: Brettanomyces bruxellensis
Lineage: Eukaryota; Fungi; Ascomycota; Pichiomycetes; Pichiales; Pichiaceae
Exons: 1
Coding region: 1-2187 (728 amino acids)
Biological process (GO): DNA-templated transcription; regulation of DNA-templated transcription
Cellular component (GO): nucleus
Molecular function (GO): DNA-binding transcription factor activity, RNA polymerase II-specific; zinc ion binding; DNA binding
Source: RefSeq, a predicted model, not a curated record
AUGGAAAGUUUACAGAGGUUGGUUGAUCCAGCUAGAGAACAGCAAAGUGAAAAAAACAUGACUGUGCCUACUAUAAAGACGGAAUUCCAUAACAUAGAGCCAAAGACAGGCAAAGUGAUCACACAAGCACAUUUCAGCGGUCUGGUCAAUACUAAAAUUGCGUGCUUGUCCUGCCGGGACAAGAAAUUGAAGUGCGACAAGAAGCUGCCUUCGUGCAGUCGGUGCCUAUCAAAAAAUAUACCAUGUGUGUAUCUUUCACAUAGGAAAACAGGACCUAAACCCACAACCAUACGUUCAAAACGUACCUUUAAGACAAGAUCUUCCAGUUUAUCAAAAGGACAUACCACAUCUGAUAGCACAUCGCCAAUAACCACAAUCUCAUCAAACGGAUCAACUGCAAGUCUGAAAUCUCCAACGAGAAAGAGAAAAAUGAUGGAUGACACAGACAUCUUGCAAACUGAGCCAACACAGAAGUUGCCCUUGCUGAUGCAACCUCCAGCUAAACCUGCUAUGCCGGGACUUCGACAGCUAAAUUUGGAGCAGGGAAACAACACUGCUUUACCUGUUGUGUCACAUAAUGGAAACACACCUGCAAGCAAUUCCCGCAGAGAGCAAUACCAAGGAACGGACGAUCUCCGGAGGUUUCUUUCGGCAUCUAAAUCGGAAUCUCGUGAAGACAUCUUGGGUCUCAAGGAUGUGGGUCUUACUAUAGUGGAUAUCGACAAAUUUCAUAAGUUUUACUUUAGGUCCAACAUUCGGAUCUUCAAGUAUUCCUCGCAGAGAUACUACGCAAAGUUCCUCCAGGAUCCAGCUUCCAUUUUGCAUUACUCGUACAUGAUAUGGACCAUUUCCGCGUUUAAUCUACCUGAGUACGAGUCAAAGGUCGAGAAUAUAUAUCGAAAGGGUGUGCGGAUUCUUGAUCUCUAUUGGAAUUCCAGUGCAGAUACCUGCCGAAUAGAUAGCUUAACGUAUCUUCAUGCUCUUUGCAUCAAGGCUCAAUACGAAUUUCUGUCUGGAAAGGAGGUUAGUUCGGCACUCACCAUCUGCUCCGCUGUUCGUAUGGCUCAGAUGAUGGGCUAUGAUCAAAUUGACAUUUCACCAAACACUUUGACCACGCCAACUGUCUUUUUCAAAACUUUCCCUGGUGGAUUUGCGAGUGAUCCAUGCGCAAGGAUGUUUGCUUCUGAGUUCAAGGUUGACGAUAAUUUAGAUCCCGAGAUACCCCUUAUUGAGGAGAAAAGGAGAGUAUUCUGGGAAGUCUACGCGAUUGACAAGUGGUAUUCUCUUGUUACUGGUUUGCCGUGUGCAUUUUCCAUCGAUAGUAGGUCUCUUAUUUGCACAAAACUCCCAUCACCAACAACAUUUCUUCCUCUCAAUAGUGAUCCCGAUUCGGUGGGUCAUCUUCCUGCAAACGAGCAGACUAGUUUCUAUCUUCACGAAGCAAUGCGCAAGUUGGAUAAAAACCAGGUUCUAAUAGAUUUGAACUCGUCCUCUUCGAAAAUCCUCUUGCUUACCAUUUCAGAGAACAUUAUCAAAUGGUGUAAGAUGUUCCUUACCAUUGUGGAACUCGGCACGCUUAGGACAGAUGAAAGCCUUCAGGCAAUCAGAUUGAAGAUUGACGAAUUAGUUAAGAACUUUGAGAACUUGCAGAGUAAUCUUCUUUUCUUUGACUUGACAACUGAGCCAUUGAUGAAUAUUGUGAUUAAUAACACGACCACUUUAUUAUAUCAGAGCGUGUUGUUGAAAUUGAGCAGUUUAUUUGAUCUUCAAUUUACAGAGGACAGCACCGGCUCUAACAUUACUGAAACAGAAAAAGCAAUAUUCACCGACAUAUUGAGCGAAGUCUCCGAGUUGAGUACAAAGUUGGUCCAGAGUUUCAUUAAAAAGCAGAGAAUAGAACAUCAUUUGAAAAAGGCUCCCGUUUUUAUCAUAUUUUCUAACAGUUUAAAGUCGUUAUUGCAGUGUGCAGCAUAUGUUACAAGAUUCCGUAGUAUACUUUCACUGGACCCUCAGAAGGAACAAUUACUAUGGAAUCUGAUUAAUACCACCAGGGAUACAAUUAGCAAAUUAAAUCAAAAGCAAAACACUGUCGCAAAGGUUCGCAUUAUUCUUGAAAAAGGCACAGACUUCGUUCGUAGAUCACCGGGAUCUUUUUCUUUCUUUGACUCUUUUCUUGAUGGGUGGUGA